UAGACUGCACUGAUCAGGAGGAAGUAGUUCACUUCCUUCCAUUAGAAAUGGGAACGCUAGUAACUAUUAGCCACAGUUAGCUUAUCUAAAACGUAAACUAACGUGAAAAUACUUUGUUGUCAUUGUUCCGGGACGAACAGUUUGAUAGUUUAGAUUUAACUCUUAUUAUUUAAACCGAGCUGGUGUAGAAAUGCGUCGCAGAGGAGUCGGAGCCGGAGCUGUGGCGAAGAAGAAGCUAGCGGAGGCCAAAUACAAAGAAAGAGGAAACGUUCUGGCAGAAGAUCAGAUUGUUCAGAUGUCCAAACAGCUGGAGACGUUCAAAUCCAACCUGGAGGAGUUCGCCAGCAAACACAAGCAGGAAAUUCGAAAGAGCUCCGAGUUCAGGGUUCAGUUCCAGGAAAUGUGUGCGACCAUCGGAGUCGACCCUCUGGCCUCUGGAAAAGGCUUUUGGUCGGAGAUGCUCGGUGUCGGUGACUUCUACUACGAGCUCGGUGUUCAGAUUAUUGAAGUGUGCCUGGCGCUGAAACACAGAAAUGGAGGGCUCAUUACUUUGAAUGAACUCCAUCAGAGAGUCCUGAGCGGAAGAGGUAAAUACGCUCAGGAUGUGAGCCAAGACGACUUGAUGAGAGCGAUAAAGAAACUGAAGGUGAUGGGGAAUGGCUUUGGGAUGAUUCCUGUCGGUGGGUCCUAUUUGGUGCAGUCAGUUCCAGCAGAGCUCAACAUGGAUCAUACUGUGGUUCUGCAGCUGGCCGAGAAAAAGGGAUUCGUCACAGUGGGUGAGAUCAAGGAAGGUCUCAAAUGGGAGAAGGAGCGAGCUUGUCACGUUCUGGAUCACCUGCUGAAAGAGGGUUUGGCCUGGGUGGACUCUCAGGCAGCCGGGGAGUCCCAGUACUGGUUUCCUGCUCUCUUCUCCGAGCUCACAUCCCGGGACGUCACACCAGAGGAGGCCAAUCAGAUGUCACCUUAGGAAAGAGCUGGGCUGGACCCUGGACUUCGAGCCGGUGACAGUUUCAGACACGUUGGGGAAACACAAGGUGGAGUGAAGGGUCAUGUGAUGGACUUGGGUGGUUCCCCGGAGCUGGCAGCGAACUCUGGACACGAGGAAGGAAAACUCUCCUCCUCAGGUUCUCAUCGACAACAAGUGCACCGAGUUUAUUACUGAGUCACUGGAAUCAGCUUGAGUUUUGUGACAGUGCAUCUGAAAUCCACUGUAACGUCUCCUCAUGUAGUCGUGGUUGUUUUAACUGUUUUGAACUGUUGAGUUUUGCACGUAGAAACUUUAUCUUUGACAGAAAACACAACAUCAGCUUUAUUGCACAAGUUGAACCUAAUUUUUAUUAAAUCAUCUGGACCAUUUUACAUGUGCUUAUGGUCGUUGGCACAAACUCCCCGGUUCGAUUGGAACGACAUCAACAAUUCAUCCUGUCAAGUUUAUUUAAAACAAAUAAAACAUUAAAAUAAACACAUGAAUCCAUAGAAGUGAUCACAGAAAUGACUUCUGAGAUACUAAGUGCACAGCUUCAAUGGAAAUGAAUAAUUGUGAUAAAUAUAUUUCAUCUUCUUUAAGAUCACAUAAUUUACUUGAGUAUGUUUUUGCCCCUUCACCAUUUUUCAUGUUUAUCUCUAUACAGAAUCUCUAAUGGCAUCAUAUUAGCUUUAGUUUAAAAGAAAAUAAACGGUUUCCUCUUUAGACCUUUUUAAAUCAAGUAAUUAAAAGAUCAAAUUUGACCAAAAUAGAUGUGGAUGUGAUGGAUUUGAUAACCAACAGAGAACAGUAAACUGUAAAACUCCUGGAAUUCACACUUCAGAUUUAAGAAGGAAUCAUUUGAAUUAAAGCAGCAGAUCUCAGACUCCCAGAGAACUGAGCAAUUUCACUGUGAAGAAUCUUUCUCUGAAUUCACGAAACUCCUCCAGAGCCCGAGAACAAAUGAUUUCAUCUGCUCCUCAGGCUUUUCCUCCCCUUCACCACUUAUAUCAUGUGUAAAGCGUAAAGAGCGUCAGUUUUACAGUUGAGAAUAAUUGGCAGUAAAUUAUUAUAAGCAGAAAAAUGGUAUUUUAAACAUGACCACCUAGCCGA
This is a messenger RNA of Pleuronectes platessa (European plaice), 2077 nucleotides long. RefSeq names its product SNF8 subunit of ESCRT-II (gene snf8). Gene Ontology annotation, biological process: protein transport to vacuole involved in ubiquitin-dependent protein catabolic process via the multivesicular body sorting pathway. The coding region runs from base 191 to 967 and encodes 258 amino acids. The record is from RefSeq and is a predicted model, not a curated record. The transcript is spliced from 8 exons. NCBI's taxonomy places the organism in Eukaryota, Metazoa, Chordata, Actinopteri, Pleuronectiformes, Pleuronectidae. Gene Ontology annotation, cellular component: ESCRT II complex.